Molecule: messenger RNA, 882 nt
Organism: Paramecium sonneborni
Lineage: Eukaryota; Ciliophora; Oligohymenophorea; Peniculida; Parameciidae
Source: the annotation of a GenBank genome assembly
AUGAAACUUAAUUUUGAAUUGAAUCCUAAUAAUUGUGUUACUUUAUAUGAGAGAUAAUAAAAAUAUUUAACAGACUAUUGUAUAUCAAAUGAUUAAACAAAUAUUUUUGCUAUUUAUCAUCCUAGAAUUAUUAUUGGAUGGAGAACUAAAGAUCUUUAUAAAUUCUUUAAUAAAACUUCUACAUUAAAUGAAUUAUCUAAUAUUGUUAUCAAUAAUAACUACAUAUGUGUUGCUAGUUUUAAGUCAUCAACUGUAAUUGUUAUCAAUAUAUAUUAAGAAAAAGAGGAAAUUAAUUUAAGACAUCGAAAUUCCUAUAUUCAAUCCAUUACCUUUAGUGAAGAUUCUAAAUAUUUGUUUACCUUAAAUUAAGAUAAAAUUUUAGCUAUUUGGAAUUACAAAAGAGAAGAGCUCUUAAGUCAAGUUAAAUUGGAAUAAAAUUUUAGAUAUCUUAUAAUUAAUUAACUAACAAUUAAAACAACUAUUCAAUUGAUUAAUAAAAGUAAGAUAAUGAGAAGAUUUCGUAAUGAAAUUAAAAAUGAUUUCAAAUUUAAAGAUUCUUAAAUUUCUCUUUGCGAUGAUUUUUAUUUAGAAAUUUUAAAAAAUGCUUCAAUUUAAUUAAUUUCUUUGCAAACAUAAAAAAUAAUUCGAAAAAAAUAAAAUUUACUGGGACUAUCUUGUAUUAAUUUUAUAAACAAUAAUAAAUUUUUCUAUAUUAUAUUUCAAAAUGGUAAUAUACUUUUAUUUUAAACAUCCACUAUGAGAUUAAUUGGUAUUAUUAAAAAUAUAUAUAAUUAUACGAAUAUCUAAGUGACAUAUAUUAAAAAUAAAAUUGCUAUUUUAGGAAAUAAUUUAUUUGGUUUGAAACUGUGGAUAGUUCAAUGA